Messenger RNA from Schizosaccharomyces osmophilus, 1311 nucleotides. RefSeq names its product KH domain RNA-binding protein Rnc1 (gene rnc1). Gene Ontology annotation, molecular function: mRNA 3'-UTR AU-rich region binding. Bases 1 to 1311 code for a protein of 436 amino acids. The transcript has a single exon. Gene Ontology annotation, cellular component: nucleus; cytoplasm. Lineage: Eukaryota; Fungi; Ascomycota; Schizosaccharomycetes; Schizosaccharomycetales; Schizosaccharomycetaceae. The record is from RefSeq and is a predicted model, not a curated record. Gene Ontology annotation, biological process: 3'-UTR-mediated mRNA stabilization.
AUGUGUCCUAUCCAACUUACCAAUACCGUACCUAUAUCAUCUAUGGCAUAUAACCAUUUUGCAAUUCCAAAGUCAAUUGAAGAAAAAGAAAACUCGUUUUUCGACGUGACUUUCCAAGACGAACCCGAAGACGCAUCCGCUCCCGCCGUUGCCGCUUCUUUAUCCAAAGUACCUCCUACAUUCGCAAGUGCUUCUUCUUUAGCUACUUCAUCCACCUCAACUCCUCUUUCUACUAUCCAGAACGGUGUAACCCCCGGACUCCAACAAGCCGCUCAAUCCAUGCAGCAAUCACAACCUUUAUCCACUUCUCAGCAAGAACUCCCUAUCACAGCCACCCCUCCUUCCACUAGUAGUAACAAGCCUACCAUGGACGAUACAAGUUAUGCUAACCAACAGCUCACUUUACGUGCACUUUUGUCCACUCGUGAGGCUGGUAUCGUCAUCGGCAAAGCCGGCAAAAAUGUUGCUGAGCUUCGUACCUCUACCAAUGUAAAAGCUGGUGUCACUAAGGCUGUUCCAAAUGUGCAUGAUCGUGUUCUCACUGUCAGUGGUAGUUUAGAAAAUGUUGUACGCGCUUACAGAUUCAUAAUCGAUAUCUUUGCACGCAACAGCACAAACGCUGACGGUACCCCUGUUGAACCUGCUGCUCCCAGAAAACUUCGCCUCCUUAUUGCUCAUUCCCUCAUGGGUAGUAUCAUCGGCAAGAAUGGUUUGCGUAUCAAGCACAUCCAAGACAAAUGCAGUUGUCGCAUGAUCGCUUCCAAAGAUAUGCUUCCUCAAUCUACCGAGCGUACUGUUGAAGUUCAUGGAACGGUUGAAAACCUUCACGCAGCUAUCUGGGAGAUUGGAAAAUGCCUAAUUGAUGACUGGGAACGAGGUGCUGGUACUGUUUUCUAUAACCCUGUUUCUCGUAUUACCCAACCUCUUCCAUCCCUUGCUCAGGGCACUCCUCCUCCCCAACCAGUUGCCUCUGAUACUCCUCCCGUUGUUAAUGAAGGCGUUCAAGAAAACUUUGUUUCCUACGGUGCUCCAGUUUUUCCCACCCCUCAGUUGCCUUUUUUGCAACAACCUAAAGUCACUCAGAACAUCAGUAUUCCCGCUGACAUGGUUGGCUGUAUAAUAGGUCGAGGAGGCUCGAAAAUCUCUGAAAUUCGUCGUACCAGUGGUAGCAAGAUUUCAAUUGCAAAAGAGCCUCAUGACGAAACUGGUGAACGGAUGUUUACGAUUACGGGUACCCAUGAGGAAAAUGAGAAAGCUCUUUUCUUACUUUACCAGCAGCUUGAACUUGAGAAGGAUCGUCGCUCUCAUUAA